Molecule: messenger RNA, 1065 nt
Organism: Metarhizium brunneum ARSEF 3297
Lineage: Eukaryota; Fungi; Ascomycota; Sordariomycetes; Hypocreales; Clavicipitaceae
Gene: queA
Product: S-adenosylmethionine:tRNA ribosyltransferase-isomerase
Biological process (GO): tRNA wobble guanine modification; tRNA queuosine(34) biosynthetic process
Molecular function (GO): S-adenosylmethionine:tRNA ribosyltransferase-isomerase activity
Source: RefSeq, a predicted model, not a curated record
AUGAGGACUGAAGAGUUUGAUUACAAUGUUGAGUCAAGAAUCAUGCCAGACGAUCCUGUUGAGCUUCGUGGCAAAAGCCGCGAAGAUGGCAGGAUGGUCGUGCUCGACCGCUCGACCGACAAGAUUACGCACACGGUGUUUUCAACCAUCUGCCAGUACUUUCGCCCGGGCGACCUGCUCGUCUUGAACGACAGCUACGUGCUCGCAAACGUCUUGUGGUUCCGGUACGGCGACGAGUCUACCCACGUGGGCUUGUGCGGCCACGAGCCCGACGGCACGACCAUUGUCGAUGUAUUCGGAUGGUCGCUGGCUGCCCCAGCGCUGACCCUGACGUCCAAGAACAACGACAGACUCACAUGCACCCUGCUCGAAGCGCUGCCCGACCAGCUCUGGAGAGCGAGAUUCGAGCCUUUCGACCUGGUUACGCCGACGCUGGUCGAGUUCGGGCAGCGAGUAGACGACAUAACGGACCCGAACCUGACGCUCUGGAGAUCCGCGCCCCUUGCCUACCGCUCCGUGUACGCCAAUACACCUGGAUCGUUCAACAUCCCUUCAGCUGGGCUUCACUUCUCCGAGGCGCUGCUGGCCGAGGCUGUCGCCAAGGGCGUCGAGGUCGCCCACAUCACGCUGCAUGUCGGGGCGACCGAGACAUUUGCGGUCCGCCACAUCACCGAGAAGGAGGUUGAGAACCACAAGGUCAGGUCCGAGUACUUCCAGGUCGGGGACAGGGCGGCCGCACAGAUCAACCGGGCCGUGUCCGGGGGGAGGCGUGUCGUCGCCGUGGGCACGACCGUCAUGAGGACCCUCGAGACGCUGGCCGCCAAGCUGGAGCCCAAAGCUCCCAUCCAGGCGCAGUCGGGGUGGACCGACCUCUACAUAUACCCCGGAUUCAACUUCAAGCUUGUGGACGUGUUGCUGACGAACCUCCACCAGCCGCGGUCUAGCCAUAUCGUGCUGACGGCAGCCUUUGCCGGGAAAGAGCUUGUUAUGCGUAGCUACGCCGAGAUUCUCGAAGGCGGUGGAUACGAGUUUGACAUGUUUGGGGACAGCAUGCUGAUUGUGUAG